UUGAUAAUUCUCCUGUUCUUCCUUUCAGCUAAGAGCCCUACCAGUACUCAGUCACCCAAAUCAUCCUUCUUGGCCAGUCUCAAUCCCAAGACAUGGGGCAAGCUGGGUGCUCAGACCAACAAUGCCAACUCUGAGCCCUCGCGCACAGCAGGAGUGAGUGGCCUCGCAAGGGCCCCUCCCAAGGACUCAAUUUCAAAUAACCGAGACAAAAUUAAGGCCUGGAUCAAAGACCAAGCGACUAAGUUUGUGGAGCGCUACUUCAACUCUGAAAAUGUGGAUGGUAGCAACCCUGCACUGAAUGUCCUCCAGAGACUUUGCACAGCCACCGAGCAACUCAACCUCCAGGUGGAUGGUGGUAUGGAGUGCUUAGUGGAGAUCUCCAGUAUUGUGUCAGAAUCUGAUGUGUCGUCUUUUGAGAUCCAGCACAGUGGGCUGGUGAAGCAGCUGUUGGUCUACCUGACCGCCAACACAGACAGAGAAUUGCUGAGUCGUGAUGUGCGGCUCAAAAGGUUCCUCCAUGUGUUCGGUGGCUGUCCGCCUCCAGGAAUGGAGCCCAUAGGUCGCCUGGAUCUAGCUGAGAAUGCACCUUACUUGGCCAUGGUGCACAAGAUGAACAGCUGUCUGAGCCAAAUGGAGCAAUUUCCUGUCAAGGUGCACGAUUUCCCCAGUGGCAACGGCAAUGGCAGCAGGGGAUCUCAGGCACUCAAGUUCUUCAACACACAUCAGCUUAAGUGUCAGCUGCAGAGACACCCAGAUUGCACUAAUGUUAAACAGUGGAAAGGGGGACCUGUAAAGAUCGACCCUCUGGCUCUGGUGCAAGCCAUUGAGCGGUAUCUUGUCGUCAGAGGAUACGGCCGAAUCAGGGAAGAAGACGAAGACAGUGAUGAUGAUGGCUCAGAUGAUGAAAUAGACGAAUCACUGGCAGCUCAGUUUUUGAAUUCAGGCAGCGUACGUCACAGACUGCAGUUCUACAUUGGUGACCACCUGCUACCGUACAACAUGACGGUGUACCAGGCUGUGCGGCAGUACAGUCUGCAGGCAGAAGAAGAACGGGAGUCAACAGAUGAUGAGGCAAACCCACUUGGCCGAGCUGGCAUCUGGACCAAAACGCACACAAUAUGGUAUAAGCCUGUGAGGGAGGACGAGGAUGGAAGCAAAGAUGCUGUGGGUGGCAAGAGAGGCCGAGCCCAGACUGCUCCCACCAAAACCUCACCCCGCAACGCCAAGAAGCAGGAUGAGCUGUGGCAUGAUGGUGUAUGUCCCAGCGUCAUCAAUCCCUUAGAGACAUACCUCACUUCGGAGCCACCAGAGACCAUAACUUUUGAUGACCCUUCUUUAGAGGUCAUCCUGCUGCUGAGGGUCCUGCACUCCAUCAGUAGAUACUGGUUCUACCUGUAUGAUAACGCUGCGUGUAAGGAAAUUAUCUCUACCAAUGAGUUCAUUAACAGUAAACUGACAGCCAAAGCCAAUCGUCAGCUGCAAGACCCUCUGGUCAUCAUGACUGGGAACAUCCCCACGUGGCUCAUUGAGCUUGGAAAGUCCUGCCCCUUCUUCUUCCCCUUUGACACUCGGCAGAUGUUAUUCUAUGUAACCGCCUUUGACCGUGACAGAGCAAUGCAGCGCUUGUUGGACACAAACCCUGAGAUCAACCAGUCAGAUUCUCAGGACAGCAGAGUUGCACCACGUCUCGACAGGAAAAAGAGGACAAUAAACCGCGACGAGCUCCUAAAACAGGCAGAGUCUGUGAUGCAGGAUCUCGGCAGCUCCAGGGCAAUGCUCGAGAUUCAGUAUGAGAAUGAGGUGGGCACAGGUCUCGGUCCCACUCAGGAGUUCUACGCUCUGGUGUCUCAGGAGCUUCAGCGCGCCGAUCUUGGUCUUUGGAGAGGCGAAGAGGUUACUCUGGCCAAUCCUAAAGGAAACCAAGAGGGAACAAAGUACAUGUUCAGCUCCAGAGGACUGUUUGCCGUUCCCUUCGGCAGGACGACCAAACCAGCGCACAUAGCCAAAAUCAAAAUGAAGUUCCGUUUCUUAGGAAAGCUAAUGGCUAAAGCCAUAAUGGACUUCAGACUGCUGGAUCUGCCCUUGGGGCUGCCAUUUUAUAAGUGGAUGCUACGGCAUGAGAUGUCUAUAAGCUCCCACGACCUGGUGAACAUUGAUCCCGGUGUUGCCAAGUCAAUCCAGCACUUGGAGGAUAUUAUCCGCCAAAAGAAGAGGCUGGAGCAAGACCGAUCACAGACGAGGGAGACGCUACAGCAGGCUCUCGAGAGCCUGAACAUGAAUGGCUGCUCAGUGGAGGACCUGGGUUUGGACUUCACCCUUCCAGGAUUCCCAAAUAUUGAGCUGAAAAAGGGCGGCAAAGAUGUCCCAGUCACAAUCUACAACCUGGAGGAGUACCUCAGGUUGGUGGUGUACUGGACUCUAAAUGAAGGAGUGUCCAGACAAUUUGAAUCGUUUAGGGAAGGGUUUGAGUCGGUCUUCCCCUUACAUCACCUGCAGUAUUUCUACCCAGAGGAGCUUGACCAGUUGCUGUGUGGCAGUAAAUCAGAGACGUGGGAUGUCAAGACGCUGAUGGAGUGUUGUCGACCGGAUCACGGAUACACACAUGACAGCCGUGCAGUUCGGUUCCUGUUUGAGGUGUUGAGCAGCUUCGAUGCCGAGCAGCAAAGACUGUUUCUGCAGUUUGUCACAGGAAGCCCAAGACUGCCCGUCGGAGGUUUCCGGAGCCUGAACCCACCUCUGACGAUUGUGAGGAAGACGUUUGAGUCGACGGAGAAUCCAGACGACUUCCUCCCCUCAGUCAUGACAUGCGUCAACUACCUGAAGCUGCCUGACUACUCCAGCAUAGAGAUCAUGCGAGAGAAACUGUUGAUUGCGGCUCGCGAGGGCCAGCAGUCUUUCCACCUUUCCUGA
Neolamprologus brichardi is the source of this 2910-nucleotide messenger RNA. NCBI's taxonomy places the organism in Eukaryota, Metazoa, Chordata, Actinopteri, Cichliformes, Cichlidae. The record is from RefSeq and is a predicted model, not a curated record.